AUGUUGCCCCCACGCAGCGCCAUUGGGCGAAUACAGAGUCAUAUCCGGCCGGUACUACCACCCCGGACCUCUGGCCCAAACGUACACCUCCGCCCAUUCACCCAACGCACACGCCUACAGCUUCUUUCUCCGGCGCAAGGUCGACCCCAACUACCCUUCCUAUCACCACUUGCGCCAGCCCGACCACUCCCACCUCUAUCAAUCCACCUCCGCCAACAUUUCGGCCGUCUGAUCUCGACAGAAAGCCGCGAACACUACAAGCGCCGCUUCUCACGCGUUACUAAGCUCAGCCUGUCAUUCUACGCCAUCCUCGUCCUUUUCUCCGUCGUCAAGCUCGGCGUUUACCAAGAAGAUAUCGAACAUUCAUGGCCCACGCCACCGGAAUGGUCUUGGAAAAGUCGCUGGUGUUUGCGCUCUGCGGCGGCACAGCAGAAUCCUGAAGAGAUUGGUCAGCUCAUGACCAAUUGGCCUAUGGUUGCUGGCUAUCUGCGCGAGUUGCUGGAGCGUCUGGAGGACCCCGAGAUUGAAGGCAAAGGCAUUAUUGAGCAGGACGAGGGCGGUUUCUUGGUUGAAGGUGUUGGCCGGACUGGGCUUGACGUUUCGGCGAAGAGUGAGCCUUGGCGUCGUGGUUAUUUCCAGGCGCUUAUGGGUGCUGCUAAGGCUGCUGAGAACCUUGAUGGUUGGUUGACGGAUCGUAAGCAGCGUAUCUCUGCCCCUGCGGAGUAUGUUGUUGGGCCGUCUAACCCGAGGCCGAAGCCUAUGCCUGUUGGUCAGAAGAAGGUCCCGCAGGAGGAAGACUGUGAGCAGGCUUCUCCUUCUCCCGAGAGCUUUUAUAUGAAGGUUUUGACGACUAGGGGCUUUGAUACAAGGCAGAAGCUCGAUGCUGCUUUGGCAUAUGCCGACUGGCUUGAUUUCAAGGGCCUGGGCCAGACAGCUGGUGACAUGUACACCUGGGCCUUGGAUAUUGCCGCCGGUGGACUGGAAGGAGAUGUGAGCAAGAUUGUAGACAUGAAGAACGGAGUUCUGAAGAACAGCAAGGGUGCAGAUCUACCAUCAGAGAACCUCCUUCGCGUCUCUACAGCUCUUGCAGUUCACAACGCCCGCCAAGGCAAUCUCCCAACAGCCCUCUCUCUCUUCACAUCAGUCCUUCAAGCCCGCCGCAGCCUUCCUCUCUCAGAAGACUUCACCAUGCCCGCCUUCCCACCCCCCCACAAAAACAGCAACGACAUAUUCGCCUCCCUCUUCAAAUCAAUCAGAAAUGUCCUCGUUCCCGUCACCUACCCCGAACCUCUCCCCUCAGGCGAUAAGCCCCCACAACGCACAACUGCAUCCGCCUGUGAAGAAGCAGGCCUGAUGACCUACAUUGGGGAAAUCCUCUUCGCCUCUUCAAGCAAAGAAUUAGGCCUCGCCUGGACUCGGGAUGCAGUCGAUAUGGCCGAGUCCACGAUGCUCGACCUUGGAAAAUCAGAUGACCGCGACGCCCGCACUCGCUGUGCGCAGUGUGCCAAGGUUGGUCUGGAGAAUUGGAAGACUAUGAUCUCUUCCUUAGUUGCUCGUUCCCUGAAGGAAGAGCAGGAGAGCAGAGAGCAGGCCAAGAGUGCUUGGUUUGGUGGUGAGCGUCGUGCUCAGGCUAAGACCCUUGAGCGCAGGCGCUGGGAGGCUGAGGAUGCUAUUCUUGAGGAUCGCAUUCGCAGACUUUUCCCGCUCUUGGAGGGUGAGUCUGGGUUGGAUACUCUUGCUCCCAAUAGCUCUCUGUUUGUUUAG
Messenger RNA from Penicillium antarcticum, 1764 nucleotides. RefSeq lists its product as uncharacterized. Bases 1 to 1764 code for a protein of 587 amino acids. The transcript has a single exon. The record is from RefSeq and is a predicted model, not a curated record. NCBI's taxonomy places the organism in Eukaryota, Fungi, Ascomycota, Eurotiomycetes, Eurotiales, Aspergillaceae.